Colias croceus (clouded yellow) is the source of this 3200-nucleotide messenger RNA. RefSeq names its product zinc finger MYM-type protein 1-like. Lineage: Eukaryota; Metazoa; Arthropoda; Insecta; Lepidoptera; Pieridae. The transcript has 2 exons. The record is from RefSeq and is a predicted model, not a curated record. The coding region runs from base 480 to 3038 and encodes 852 amino acids. Gene Ontology annotation, molecular function: protein dimerization activity.
GGGGGGCGGCGGGGGCGGCCCGCCCCGGGUGUCACCCGUUUAGGGGUGACACCCGAGCCCGACUAUGACCAUCAGUUAUAGUUCUUUCUAUUUAUAAAAAAUCGUAAAUCUGCGGCAGAGAGCAUAACCGCCACUAAUAAAAUUAUCUAGGUAACUAUAAUAUCGUACCACGAACAUAAUAAUUGAUAUUAAAAAAAAACAAUGUGCACAGUGUCAAUCGAUCAGGGAUUCCCCCAAAAUUUAAUACCCCGUUCGCGCAUAACCAACGCUAGUCAGGGGAUUCCCUCGAUAUAGCGCUCGUCACUUGUAUUGUGGAUUGGGCUUCUUUUGUUUCCGACCGCAUUCAUUUCAAUAUUCGCUUACGUGAACGUGUGAAAGUCUAGUGCAAAGUGUUUGUUAAUUAUUAGAUAUUAUAAACAACAUUUUUUGUAUAAAAGUCGAUUCUUGAAGAAAAUAAACAAGAAUACCCAGAACGAAAUAUGCCUCGGGGAAUUCAUACUUCGAAAAGACAAAGCGGGUUUCAACAGAGAAAAGCCAAAAAGGCUAAAAUGGAUGAAAUUCAGAGCAUGUCCGGUUCUCUUUUCAAAUAUGUCACAAAAGCAGAUAGCGGCCAAAGUUCAAGUAAAGUACCCGAGUCUCCUGCUGACGAAAGUAAUGAUUCACAUCUUGGAGACUCACAUUCAGAUAGCAACAUCGACAAUACAGAAUCAAUGAAGACGACCCAGGACCUUGACGGAAUCAAAAUAAAUAAUGAAAAUGACGCCGUUAAUGCUACUUUCGGAGAUAGCAUUAGCUUUGAAGAAUCAGUUCAACACUUGAGAGAUGUUUCACAUUGGAGUUUACCGGUACCUGAUAAUGUUCGCAUUGACAUAAUAAAAAAGGGCAGUGAACAUUUCCAGAACAAAGAAGGACCGUUUCCUACUGUAUCUCGUCAUGGUUCAAAGAUUAAAGGUGAUUCUCGUCAUCUUUCACAGGAAUGGUUUUAUAAACCGAUGCCUAGUGGUGAAAAAAUUCUACGAUCAUGGAUGGUAUUUUCUCCUAUAUCAAAUAACCUGUACUGUUUUUGCUGUCGUUUAUUUGCUGUCAGUAACAUACAAACAACAUUUACAACUGGAUUUCAGAAGUGGUGGAAACUAAAUCCUAAAGUAUUGGACCAUGAAACUUCAUGUGAACAUUUAGAAAAUUUCGAAAAGUGGAAAACUUUGGAAAUGAGAUUAAAAUCUCACACCACAAUAGAUGAUGCAGCCUUGCAAUUAAUGAAUACGGAAAAACAGAAGUGGAAAAAUCUUUUAUCUCGAUUAUUAGAUAUAACAUUGUUUUUGGCUAAACAAAACCUAGCAUUUCGUGGACAUGAUGAAACCAAAGGGUCGUCUAAUAAAGGUAAUUUCUUAGAACUAGUUAAACUGCUGUCAAAGUAUGAUGCAGUACUCAAAGAACAUAUACUAUAUUUGGAGCAGGAAAAAUCACCUAAAGUAACAUAUUUAUCGCCAGAAAUACAAAAUGAGUUCAUAAAUGUUUUAGCUAAUCAUGUAAAAUGUCAGCUUGUAAACGAAAUUAAAUCGGCAAAAUAUUUCGGUAUCAUGUUUGAUAGCACACCUGACGUUUCACAUGUUGAUCAAAUGUCUGAAGUGAUUCGUUAUGUAAAAAUUAAUAAUAGAAAAGUAGAAGUCAAAGAAGUAUUCUUAGGAUUCUUUCCUUUACAUGGAAAAAAAGCAGCUGACUUAAGCGCUGAAAUACUAAAGAAGCUUGAAAACGAUGGCUUAGAUAUUAUGAUGUGUCGUUCUCAAGGUUAUGAUAAUGCUGCAGUUAUGAGUGGUAUACACGGAGGAGUACAAGCUAUUAUAAAAGAAAAAAACAAUAAAGCAAUUUUUAUUGGUUGUAUAGAUCAUUCAAUUAAUUUAUGCGGCCAACAUUCGUUCGCACAAAAUGUGACUUGUGUUACAUUUUUCGGAGCAGUGGAAACAAUAUUUAACUUUUUUUCAACUUCCACAAGUCGUUGGGAAGUGCUCCUCAAUCACAGCAAAGCAUCUGUUAAAAGACUUUCGACAACGCGAUGGAGUGCUCAUUACGGUGCAGUAAAAGUAUUGGCUGAAAAUUUUGAUGGGAUAAUAUCUGCAAUUGAGGAACUAUGUGACCAAGACGUAAAUUUAGAAACUAGAGGUGCUGCACAAAAUCUUAUGCCUGCUGUGUGCAAUUUCUCAUUUCUUUGUUUUCUUUUCUUUUGGAAUGAUGUGCUAAGGGAAGUGAACAAUGCUCAGAUCGCAUUACAAAGUAAAGGUUUAUGUGUUGAUGAAAUAAUCAUAAAACUAGAAGCACUUCGUCUAUUCAUUGGAGAGAAACGGUUGCAUCUAGCAGAAGAGGCAAUAGAUUUUGCUGUACAAAAAUCGGAAAAAUACAACAUUUCGAUGGAACGACGAAUUCGUCGCAAGAAACGCAUGCCCGGUGAGUUAGCGUCGUCCACCGAGGCUGGACUUACACUUAGAGCGGAACUUCAAAAGGACAUGUUAGAAUGCAUUGACAGAUUCAAUAUUGAACUCGAAACAAGAGUAAAGUCCAUUAAAGACGUAGCUUCAUUGUUUGAGGUUGUGCAGUCAAAGACCUUGCUUUCGGCAAACACUGAACAGUUAAAAUUAGCUAUAUCAAAAUUUACUAACCUUUACGAUGAAGUAUCAGAAACAGAACUCCUUUUAGAAAUACCAAGAUUGAGAAGACAUUUAAAAGCGGCUAAUAUUACUGUCUCUAAUUGGGUGAUACUGGACUUUUUGAAAUUUAUUGUGGAAUGGGAUUUUACAGAAUCUCUUCCGAAUCUAACGGUAGCACUAAAGUUAUUUAUAACAAUAUGUGCAUCAGUAGCUUCAUGUGAGAGAAGUUUCAGCAAAUUAAAAUUAAUUAAAAAUUAUUUGCGGUCUACAAUGACCGAAACCAGAUUAAACAAUCUUGGUAUUUUAACGAUAGAACAUGAAGCAACACAAAAUAUAAAUUUUGAAGACGUGAUUUCGGAGUUCGCUAGUGUCAAAGCUAGAAGGAAGAAAUUUUAAUUUUUAACAAACUAAAUUUGUUUUACAUAAUAAACAAAUAUUUGUAAUAGGUACUCAUAUUUUAAUAAAACGUAAAUGAUUAUAACUUUUUUUUAUUUUAACAGUUUCGAUUGAGUUUUAGGGUGACACCUAUAAAAUCCGCCCCGGGUGCCACCUAUGCUA